UAAUGAAGAGAAAAUGGCCUUCAGCUUGAGUUCAGACCUCAAUGGGCAUCAGAAAAGUUAUACUGGCAAAAAGCUUUAUAUAUUUAAUGAAGGAAGAAAGGCCUUCAGCUGGAAUUCUAAAAUCAUUAGCCAUCAGAAAAUUUGCCCUGGAAAGAAUCCUUGUGAAUGUAAUGAAGUUGUAGCUACCUUAACCCAUCACUCAGCUCUUCCUCAUCAUCCUGGAUUUCAUACUGGAAUGAAAACACAUGCAUGUAAUCAGUGUGGGAAGACCUUUCGUUUAAAAUCAGAUCUAGUUAAACAUCAGAAGAUUCAUACUGGAGAGAAGCCUUAUAAAUGUAAUGAAUGUGGAAAGGCCUUCAGCUAUAGAUCACGUCUUAUUAGCCAUCAGAGAAUUCACACUGGAGAGAAACCUUAUAAAUGUAAUGAAUGUGGAAAGGCCUUCUGCUACAAAUCAGCCCUUAUUGGUCAUCAGAGAAUUCACACAGGAGAGAAACCUUAUGAAUGUAAACAAUGUGGAAAUGCUUUCCGAUGGAGCAUCAGUCUUGCUAUACAUGAGAGAAUUCACACUGGAGAGAAACCUUAUGAAUGUAAUCAAUGUGGAAAGACUUUCCACCAGAGCUGCAAUCUUGCUGUACAUCAGAGAAUUCAUACUGGAAAGAAACCUUAUGAAUGUAAUCAAUGUGGGAAGGCCUUCUGCUCCAGAUCAAACUUUUUGCUCCAUCAGAGAACUCACACUGGAGAGAAACCUUAUGCAUGUAAUCAAUGUGGAAAGGCUUUCCAACAGAAGUGCAGUCUUGCUGCACAUAAGAGAAUUCAUACUGGAGAGAAACCUUACAAAUGUAAUCAAUGUGUAAAGGCCUUCUGCUCCAGAUCAACCUUUUUGCAACACCAGAGAAUUCACACUGGAGAGAAACCUUAUGAAUGUAAACAGUGUGGGAAAGCUUUCCAACGUAACUCUGACCUUGCUGCACAUCAGAGAAUUCACACUGGAGAGAAACCUUAUGGAUGUAAUCAAUGUGGAAAGGCUUUCAGAUACCUCUCCAGUUUUGCUGCACAUCGGAGAACUCACACUGGAGAGAAACCUUAUGAAUGUAAUCAAUGUGGAAAGACUUUCCGACAGAACUCCAAUCUUAUUGCACAUCAGAGAAUCCACACAAAAGAGAAUCCUUAUGAAGAUAAUCAAUGUGGGAAGGCUUUCCAAUGGAACUCCAGUCUUGCUACACAUCAGAGAACCCACAUUGCAGAGAAAACUUAUGAAUGUAAUCAAUGUGGAAAGAUUUUCCGACAGAACUCCAAUCUUAUUGCACAUCAGAGAAUCCACACUGGAAAGAAACCUUAUAAAUGUAAUGAAUGUGGAAAGACUUUCCGAAAGAAGUCCCAUCUUGCUGCCCAUCAGACAAUCCACACUGGAGAGAAACCUUAUGAAUGUAAUCAAUGUGGAAAGGCUUUUACAAGGAAGUCCGGUCUUGCUACACAUCAGAGAACACACACUGGAGAGAAACCUUAUGAAUGUAAUCAAUGUGGAAAGGUUUUUAGAUACAGCUCCAGUCUUGCUACACAUCAGAGAAUCCAUACUGGAGAAAAACCUUUUGAAUGUAAUCGAUGUGGAAAGGCUUUCACAAGAAAGUCCAGUCUUGAUACACAUCAGAGAAUCCACACAAAAGAGAAUCCUUAUGACUGUAAUCAAUGUGGAAAGACUUUCCGACAGUACUCUAAUCUUAUUGCACAUCAGAGAACCCACCUAAAAGAGAACCCUUAUGAACAUAAUCAAUUUUGAAAGGUUUUGUGAUUAAUUACAAUCUGAUUGAACAUCAGAGAAUCCACACUGCUGAAUGUACUCUGUGUGGAAAGGCUCCAGUCUUGCUGAACAUCUGAGAAUCCAUAGCACAGGGAAACUUCAUAAGUGCCAUGAAUGUGCUGGAGCCUUUAGUUACCACUCUAAGUUUAAUGAACAUGACAGAAUCCACAAUGGAAAGAAACUUUAGAAAUAUAACCAUUGUUGUAAAGCCUACAGGCAACAAUCAUCCCUUAUUUUCCAUCAGAGGAUUCAUAUUAGAUAGAAAUCUUAUCACUGUAAUGAAUGAGGAAGGGCAUGGAAAUGAAGUACAGAGCUUGUUUAACAUCAGAAUAAUCAUUCUGAGGAGAAGCCCUGUAUAGAUUCUAUGUCAGAAGGCCUUCAGCCCAAGAUCAUCUCUUAUUUUACAGAAGAGGAUUUAGUGUGGAGAAAAGACUUAGAAUGUUCUCAAAGGGGACGUGCUUUUCUCUGGAAGAGGGAGAUCAGUAGACAACCAUAUUCAUAUUGGAAUGAAGGCUUAUAGAAGCAGUGUUUGUGGCAAGAGCUUCCUUCACCUAGAGCUCAUAUUUGACUGUACCAUGGAGAAAUCAUACUCCAGAUAAAAGUCUUGGAUCUAAUUAACAAGGGAAAGUCUUUUGCUGAAACACAGAUUUCAUUUCACCUCCCAUGUGAUAGACCUCAUUAGAAAUCCCAGAUAGAAUAUUGUGCAUAAAGUCCUAUAAAUGUAAUGAAUUUUUCUCUGAAA
Vombatus ursinus (common wombat) is the source of this 2540-nucleotide messenger RNA. RefSeq names its product zinc finger protein 160-like. The record is from RefSeq and is a predicted model, not a curated record. Lineage: Eukaryota; Metazoa; Chordata; Mammalia; Diprotodontia; Vombatidae. The transcript has a single exon. Bases 14 to 1777 code for a protein of 587 amino acids.